Messenger RNA from Neospora caninum, 3135 nucleotides. RefSeq names its product putative S-adenosyl-methyltransferase mraW. The transcript has 7 exons. Gene Ontology annotation, biological process: rRNA base methylation. The coding region runs from base 1 to 3135 and encodes 1044 amino acids. Gene Ontology annotation, molecular function: rRNA (cytosine-N4-)-methyltransferase activity. Gene Ontology annotation, cellular component: cytoplasm. Lineage: Eukaryota; Apicomplexa; Conoidasida; Eucoccidiorida; Sarcocystidae. The record is from RefSeq and is a predicted model, not a curated record.
AUGGGGGGCGUAAUUCCCCAAGGUCACUCAGUCUUGACCGGGUGUUUUUGCAUGGUUCUCCGGUUGUUCCUCAUCUCCGUGCUCAACAAAUUGACCUGCCUAUAUCGUUUGGGACGCUUAUUGAGUAGACAGACUUGCUGGCUUUACGUUUCUCUAGUUCUCCAGACGACGACACUCACUUCCCCAACUUCGGCGUCCACAGUACUUCCUAGUUUAUGCACCAAGUACCAGCCAGGGCCUCUGUUGAGUGUAGCGAAUUGUGCACAUGUGCAACAACAGGGUGUACUUUCAACAAGUUGGUCACGCUUUGCACCGAACCCCUCCGUUUCGACGGAAACUUUUUCGGAUCUGAUACUGCAUCUGGAUCUAGUGAGGGAGCAUGUUUCAAAGAACCGAUCACAAUUGACAUCACGUUCCUCCAAGUCACUGCCGACGGCAGUUUGCGGGGGCAAUCGCUCGUCCCUGCUGGCCUCAACCCAUACGAGCAAAAACCAGUUCUUCUCCUCUGGUUACCCCCCCUGUCACCUCAGAUGUGCAUGUUUUCUGUCUUUUGGGCGAUCGGUUUUGGGGGCAUGCUCAGGUAGACAAGAUCAUCUUCCUUGUUUGCAGCUGUCACGACACAUCAUUGGCUCUUUGUCGGGGAAUUGGGAUAGGCAGACACCGUCAGUCGCGAAGGCCUCCUCCCUUGUGUGUACAGGGCGUAGCCUCGAAGGGGAUAGCGAGUGGUUCGUCGCUGCUCCGUUUCGUGUCACGCGCUCAGGCCCCAAGGCAACCCGUAACUCGUUCGUUUUGCCAUCGAAAAGCGCCUUCCCUCCACAUCCUGAAGAUGGUGGAGAUCGCACAAGGAGAGUGCGAGACUGGGAAGACGGGUCCAUGAAUAGCCUAGCGGCCAUGCGGCGGCAAAACCAACAGCUGUGCCCGCUUGAAGCCACGACACCAUCCAGUAUAUCUCGUCGUCAGCCAGGCAUUUGUCGAGCGGCGCUUGGGAAAGCAACAGGGAACGUGGGGCACGGGUGGAUAGAACUUCGAAAUGGAGAGCGCAGGGACGAGAAUGGAGACGACUCAACUGGUCAUUCAACUUCAUGCAUUCGAGGCGCUCGCGAGGAAAAGAACAAAAACGAACGUCAAGAAGACACGAGCGCUUCCGACCCGAGGCCUCAUCCUGAACAGCAUGCGCCCCAGCCAUCCUUCGGCAACUACCAUGAGCAUGUUCCAGUUAUGGUCCAGGAAGUUCUUCAGUACCUCAUCACCGCCAAGGACGGGGUGUAUGUAGACUGCACAGCGGGCGGCGGUGGCCAUGUUGAAGCUAUCUGGAGGGCCGUGGCAUCCGAGGGUGGAAGGCUGCUAGCCAUUGAUAGAGACGAAGAAGCAGUGGAAGCCACGCGAAACCGCCUGAGGCAACUUCAGGCUCGCGAAGGAUGCGAUCUAGGCGAUACGACCUGCACGAACCCCCGAGAGGACAAAGUCGUGCACGGCACAGAGAGCGCAAAGACAGACCCUGGCAGCUCUUCGGUGGAGAAGCAGGUGCACGUCUCCCGACACUUUCCGCCACACAGGAACGGGAGUUCGUUCGAAAGGCAACAGGGACGGAUGAUGGGGACCGAGGGAAGAGGGGCGUUCGGAAAAGGCACGCCUGCUGAACGGCCGUCGGUAAUUGUCCUGCAAAGUUCGUUUGCUGACUUGCCACACGCCCUUCGGAGGGCGAUGAAUACUUGGCAGGGCUCUCCUGGCACUGUGCAAGCGUUUUCAGAAGCGGCUCUACCCCGGCGAAGGACACACGGGAAAAGUGCUUCACAAGCCCUCAGAGACUCUCGGCAGGCAGCCGAGAGUGGAAAGGGAAACAAGAGGCCGAGCAAGGAAGACGGGCCGGCGAGCAGAGCCGGCACUGGAGAGAAGAGAGAAAAGCUGCACACAAAAUUGGAUCUCCAGGCACCUCAAGAGCCGGCGCAGUGCAGUUACGGCGAUCCACCCGAGGUUGCUGCCUUGUAUGAAGGUUUGCAAGGCACUGUUGACGGGAUUUUCGCUGAUCUGGGUGUCUCGACACAUCAAUUGAAUGCGGCGCAUAGAGGCUUCUCGCAUAGCAUACCGGGCCCGCUUGAUAUGCGUUUCGGAAGGGACAAGUCGAGUGCGUGUGGCGCUGUAGCUUCUCCCACGAGCUGUCCAAACGGCGUGGACAAUGCCGACGAAAGCUGCAUAGCAGCAGACGAGACAGCUCUACAUGGACGAUUACAAAGGGGCGCUGUGACCCAAGGUGGGGCGCCAAGAAACGCCGCCUCAAGCGACAGCUGCUUGGAAAACACUUUUUCCGACAUCUGCGUGAGUGGUCCUGGUGGAGCUCUUGAUGCGGCACAGGUCGUGAACGGCCUGCCACAGGCAGCUCUCGCCUCAAUUUUCAAGCUCUAUGGAGAGGAACCUCUUGCCGAGUUAAUAGCCGCGUGCAUCGUACGGCAUCGAGAGACGCGCGGUACACUGAGGGCGACGGAGGAGCUGAGGGAAAUCGUUGAAGGCUGCUGUCGAUAUCGGAACCCGCAGUUUAUUAUCAAGACUUGCUCGAGAGUUUUCCAGAUGUACGUCAAUCAAGAGCUGGAAGUCCUGGACCUCCUCCUGACGCAUGCCGAACGUCUCCUUAAACCAGGCGGUCGCCUAGUUAUUCUUUCUUAUCACUCUUUAGAAGACCGGCUCAUCAAGCAGCGUUUGAAGCGCAUCACUCAGGGCUCUGGUUGGACUGCUGCAAAUUCCUGCCGAAGGGGUUUCUUCUCUUCGCGACACCGGCCAACAGGGGCGGACACUCCAGGCGAAUUCGGGUCGGUUACCUCGGCCGAGCGCGGACCAAAAUCUGCAGAGAUGCAUCAACAGCUGUCGCGCUUUCUUGGGACUGUCCUAUCAGAUGCGGUUUUUGCGCAGGAAGCUGCUAAAUCUGGCAGCUUCCUUGAUGCAGAUGAGGCUCAGAGGGCGUUAUUUGGUUUGAGUGGGACGCGCACCGACGCAGAAAACAAGGUUUGGCAUUUAUUGUUGAAGAAGCCUCUGAAGCCCAAGGAGGAGGAAGUGCUUCGAAAUCGGCGGGCGCGAAGUGCAAAGAUGCGCGUGGCAGCAAAACUGCCGUACUCCCAGGUCCAGAUCAUGCAAAGGCCUUGA